GACGUCACAAUCAACCGCCCAAUGCAAGCUAUACGCCGUACAUAAAAGUGACGUGUCGAAUAACAAUCACACUUUCGGAAAAUUUCGGCUCAAAGUGACUACGUUUAGGGGUAAUUGUCAACAAUUAUCUGCGUUUCUAACUGACGUAACAUUGCGCAAGAUAUACCUAUUGCCAUUGCUUGAUUUUGCUAUUAUAUUUCUUGCUGUUUUUCUACAAAGUGUAGAAAAAUGUCUUUCGUCUCGCCCAUGCCUAGCCAGGAAUUUCUUUGGAGCGUAUUCCAAAGGGUAGAUAAAGACAGAUCUGGUGCAAUUUCUGCAGAUGAAUUACAACAAGCUCUCUCAAAUGGUACAUGGACACCAUUUAAUCCAGAAACUGUUCGUUUAAUGAUUGGUAUGUUUGACACUGACAAAAUCGAUCCUGCUACAGGUAUGUUCGAUAAAAACCAAACUGGUACUGUGAGUUUUGAAGAAUUUGGAGCAUUAUGGAAAUAUGUUACUGACUGGGAGAAUUGUUUUCGAUCAUUUGAUCGUGAUAACAGUGGCAACAUUGAUCGCAAUGAAUUAAAGACUGCUCUGACAAACUUUGGGUACCGACUAUCAGAUCAAAUAAUUGACAUGCUUAUAAGAAAGUAUGAUCGUGCAGGUCGAGGAACAAUAUACUUUGAUGAUUUCAUACAAUGCUGCAUAGUACUAUAUACUUUGACAUCUGCUUUCAGAAGAUUAGACACAGAUUUGGAUGGUGUUAUAACAAUCCACUAUGAACAAUUUUUGGGCAUGGUAUUCAAUCUUAAGAUAUAAAUAUUAUAUCAUUUCCUUGCCUGAUUUUAAUCGAACACAUUAUUUAAAGCCUAAAGGUAUACUAAGAUGCCAAAUGAAGACAAGAAUUUUAUUCUACCAUAUAUAUGUGAAAAACUAUCAGAAUCUCCAAAAUUAAAAUUUAUUUGCACAUUUAUCUCUUUACACAAAUUGUUAAUAAAAUUUGAUCAAACUAUCGAAGAUUUUAUUACAAAUUAAAAUAUAACUUUCUAUAUUCAUUAAUAUAUUAAUUAAAUAUAAUAUAUCACAGUUUAUUAUAAUGGUUCACAGAAAUUAUUUGUACGUGUGUAUGCUAUUGAUAUAAAUUAUAGCUUCAUGUAUGACAUUCCUGUUUUUUAUGAUACAUCAUAUUAUGCUUCUUUUGCUUUUAAGAAAUUACAUAAAUAUGAUAAAUUUUCAAAAAUUAGUCAAUUUUGGAAAUUCUGAAUGAAAAUGUUGAUAUUAAUUGAUACAAUUGUCGCAGAAUAUGACUGGUUAAUAUUAUAAAUGUUUGAAAGAGAACUAGAGUUUGAAUGUAUAUACAAACUCCAUAUAUAUAUAUAUAUAUAUAUAUAUAUAUAUAUAUAUAUAUAUAUAUAUAUAUAUAUUUCCUACUUUAUACAUGUAUAUGUACACUUCCAGCAUUACUGUUACACAUAAAUUAAUGAAAGAGUUUACAUACAUAAGUGUGCGUUUUAAUAAUUUUAAGAAAAAUAAAAAAAUAUAAAUCUUGUAUUUUUUUAACAUAUUAAAAUUGUUAUAUAUUUAUGUGUAAUAAUAUUUAUCGAUAUGUACAAUAGUUAUGUAUUUUUCUAUCUCAUUAUUAUUAUAUUAAACAAUUAUAAUGAACGCACCAUAAAAGAAAUAUAUUUCUUUUACUAAACAA
Molecule: messenger RNA, 1681 nt
Organism: Cataglyphis hispanica
Lineage: Eukaryota; Metazoa; Arthropoda; Insecta; Hymenoptera; Formicidae
Gene: Alg-2
Product: programmed cell death protein 6
Exons: 4
Coding region: 229-798 (189 amino acids)
Molecular function (GO): calcium ion binding
Source: RefSeq, a predicted model, not a curated record